GGGAAAGUUAUUUUUAGAUUUGUUGCACUAUUCGACCUCUCACUUUUUAAUCGACCUCAAAACGAUCACCAUUACCUUCCACGAGAAUUGGAUCAUCUAGUUUGUCAUGGCCUGCUGCUCAUGUCCCCCUGCACAUCCGCUACGCCCUCUUUCUGCAAUUCAUGAUUCAAUCUUACACAUCAACGUUCUCCCUUCACAACAUCUCAUUUAAAUGUCGACAGCCGUCAAAGGUCUUAUCUCAGCCUGCCAUGUCGCCAUCUUUAUCUACGGCUUCCAGCUCCAGAGGAACGAUAGGGAGCUCUCCGACAUCAAUACCAUUGGAUUCUCAAUCUACUGCUCCAGAGGAGCGGCCCUCUGCCUCGCAUUUGACAUGACCUUGAUCAUGUUGCCAGUCUGUCGCAAGCUGCUUUCGUAUAUCUCGCGCAUUAUCUUUGCCCUCCUCCACAUCGGCCAGGGUACCAUCUCUGAAGGUGAUCAUUCCGGCCUGACCAACUACCACAAAUACCUCGCCUACCAUGUUCUCGUCUUCCUCGUCAUCCAUGUGCUUGGUCAUUGUGUCAACUUUUAUCGUCUGGAGCAAUUGGGACGAGGCAGUGCCAUGUCGUACCACUUUGGUACCUGGGCUGGAGUCACAGGAUACUGGAUGCUGCUCUUACUCGGCAUCAUGUUCAUCACUGCCCACAGGAAUAUUCGGAAGAGAAACUACGAGGUAUUUUGGUACACGCACCAUCUCGCACUCUUCGUCAUGGCAUUUUUUGCCUUCCACGGCUAUGGCUGCUUUGUCAAGACAAACGAGGGCCAGUGUCGAGGCUACGGGUCAUGGAGAUACGUCGUUCUGACAUCGCUGAUCUUCCUGACUGAACGAGCCCUCCGCGCUUUCGAAUCAAGACAGCCUAUUGCUCUUUCAUCGGCCAUUGCACAUCCGGGAGGUGCAAUUGAACUCAACUUCAAGCAGCCAUCGAUUCAUUACCGACCAGGACAGCACCUGUACCUCAACAUACCCCAAUUGUCGAAGUACGAGUGGCACCCUUUCACCAUCACCUCCUCGCCCAUCGAGCAAUACAUUUCGCUGGAUAUUCGACAGGAUGGCGACUGGACAGAACAACUCGGGCGAUUUCUCGGUCAUGGACCGGAGACGCCUCGACUGGAGCAAGCGCAGGUGGUUCGAGAUCGAUCUCUGCUACCCUUGAUUAGAGUCGACGGCCCUUAUGGCGGCCCCAAAGAUGACGUCCUGAACUUUGACCAUGCGGUUCUAAUCGGGACAGGGAACGGAAUAACGACCUUUUCAGGCAUCCUUCGACACAUUUGGUUUCGGCAUCAGGAAACCCAGAGCUCUCGAUUAAAGACAUUGGACCUCUAUUGGGUAUCGCGCGACACCAACAAACUGGAAUGGUUCCAAUCCUUAUUCUCUAUGGAGCAAACGAUGGAACUCUUCAGAACAGGAUUGAUCCGCAUUCACAUCUACUUUACGUCCUCCAGGCCAGUGCGCAAUUUACCCCUCAGACGUAGCUCCACGAUCCAGAGCUCUAAGACCGGAACCGGCUCUCACCCUCUGCCGUUGAUACAGACAGGAAUUACCAUACAGGGGCGAUAUUCAGAGGACGAUGACGAGCAGGGGGAGCACGAGGAGCUGCUGUCACCUCUGGACCGUCCGGCUGGCUCAGAGUCCCUCAUCUCUCUUACAUCGGUAAGGUCGCCACCGCAAUCUAGGUCAGAUGCUAUGAUUAAAACAUCAGCGGCAGAUACGAGUGCGAUAAUGAGGAUAUCAGAAAGUAUGGAACAAGGCGAGCCAAUCAUUGGACCUGGUAACAUACACUUUGGACGACCUGAUUUCGCAUCUGUGUUCGGCACUAUGAAGAGUAGGCUGGCGCGAGAUGGGGACGCUGUUAGAUCAGUUAAAGUAGGGGUGUUUUAUUGUGGAUCCCUAGGCCUGGGAAGGACCUUGGCACGCGAGUGCCGACACUGCAGCAGCUCCCGUAUCAAGUUUGUCUUUUCCGAAGAAUAAAUCAACCGAAUAGAUCAAAGAUUGGAUUGAGCAAUGUUCGCAGUUGGUGGCAAACGGGUACCACUCACGUGAGAUUCUGAUUCCGCCCUGUUUUGGCCG
Gamsiella multidivaricata is the source of this 2104-nucleotide messenger RNA. Its product is annotated as ferric reductase NAD binding domain-containing protein. The transcript is spliced from 2 exons. Gene Ontology annotation, molecular function: superoxide-generating NAD(P)H oxidase activity. The record is from RefSeq and is a predicted model, not a curated record. Gene Ontology annotation, biological process: defense response; superoxide anion generation. NCBI's taxonomy places the organism in Eukaryota, Fungi, Mortierellomycota, Mortierellomycetes, Mortierellales, Mortierellaceae. The coding region runs from base 212 to 2005 and encodes 597 amino acids. Gene Ontology annotation, cellular component: NADPH oxidase complex; plasma membrane.